Messenger RNA from Nilaparvata lugens (brown planthopper), 4547 nucleotides. RefSeq names its product 7-dehydrocholesterol reductase. Gene Ontology annotation, molecular function: 7-dehydrocholesterol reductase activity. The record is from RefSeq and is a predicted model, not a curated record. NCBI's taxonomy places the organism in Eukaryota, Metazoa, Arthropoda, Insecta, Hemiptera, Delphacidae. Gene Ontology annotation, cellular component: endoplasmic reticulum membrane. Gene Ontology annotation, biological process: cholesterol biosynthetic process; brassinosteroid biosynthetic process. The transcript has 4 exons. The coding region runs from base 1352 to 2749 and encodes 465 amino acids.
AGCCAGAUUACGUAGGGGAAUAACUUGCAGUUAGUAGAUAGCACAACAUAACACAUCACUACAACAUUAUUAGAAGCCUCUCAAGAAGAAUCAAUCAUAACUAAACAACUCUUCAAUCUCCUAUCAGUUAUUCAGUUUUUUGGUUACUGUUCCACGUCAUCGUCAAUGAUCAGUUUUUAUCAACUUCAUUCAAAGUCCAGUGCGCGUUUGAAACGUUCAAUAUGAUUAUGUGUGUUUUAAAAGUGUCUGAAGACUUACAAUGUGGUAGAGUUUGUCAGUGUGUAGAGAGGCAGAUUUUUGUACGUCCACAGAUUUCAGAGUAAUAGAAAUAGAUGAAAAACUGGGAGCAUUUGCAGGUCGGCCAUAACAGGGAGUACAACUUUAUUGAACUUAAAUUGAUACAGACUAAAUAAACCAAGUAGGUAACUAAUUCAAAUUGUGAACCAAAACUUACUUGCAGCUUACAAUGCACCCAUCGCGUAUUCUAUAGUGCAAUACACUUCAACACUGAAUCAAUGUUAAUCAUAAGACAUGCUGACAGUUUAACUUGAUCCGACUGCAUCGGUAAACAGAGACGAUUGGAUCAUUAAAUUCUCAAACGACAAUAUUUUCAGUUAGUAGCUGAUUGGUAUUCAAACUGUUAACAACAGUGGCUUACUUUCACACCAUGUGAUCUCACAUUAAUACACUUAUUUUUAGAUUCAUUAUCAACUUACGGUACGUGCUAUAUAGCCGGUGUAUAUUGUAACUGUGCUUGUUAAUAAUAUUGUACGAUACGGUACCGUAUAUCUACGUUCGAAUAUCUACGAUUAACUUCAACUCUGUUUAGUAAGUUUAGAUAAAUUGAAUGUGCGUGUAUGUGUUAUCAACUAUACAUCUAAUACAGUACUAUAAUUUCAAAUAUUAUUCUUCAAGAAUAAUUAUAAACUUUGACUCUUUUCUAUAAGUUCCUAUUUGCCUACAAUUAUAUGAUAUAAACUUCUGUGAGUUUCGUGUAAUUGACUCUCUUUUAGUAAAUUUAGAGAGAUAUAGGUACUCUGAUUGCAGAUUUGGAUAUUAUACAAGUCGAUUAUAGUGACUGUGUUUGUUACUAGUUGUACGACGUCUAAUACCGAACUACAAGUUCAAAUAUCUACUUAAUAAACUUUGACUAUUCUGUGAGUUUCGAGAAAUCGACUCUCUUAGUUUAUAUAAUAGUGGAUUUAGAUAAAAUAGAAUCAACGUAUUACACACGAGCAUAUUCGUUAUCGUAAAUUUAUAGCACUAUAUAUACACGGUAAGCGUUUAUUUACAGUAUUUUUAUUAUAAUAAUAUUGUGAUUGAAGUUCAGUGGAAGCUUUGAAGUUGGAAAAUGGAAUCUCAAACUGGAAAUACUGUACAAUCUGAUACAGACAAACCGUCUUCAGUGUUAUUGGAUGGUGAACUGACAAGCAAUAAUGAUAAGAACAAAGAUAAAUUGUCGCAUGAGCGCAGUAAUACAGGAAAUGCAAGCCUACUGGACAAAGCGUACCAUCUACUGCACUAUCACAUAGUACCAAUUGUGUUCAUAGUGUUCUUCACAAGUUCGGUCCAAGUGUUGGCAUCACUGGGGCGCGACGAGCACAUCACACUCGGUCUCAUAGUGCCGCGACUAUACGGCGACAGGCACUCAUGGACCAUUGUAGCCGCCAUCUUUGUAUGGGCCAUAUUCUGGCUCAAAGUGCCCAGCUCAAAGACCUAUGGGCCGGAAACGUUUUAUGGGGCCAUUCCCGAGUACCAGGACAACGGUAUGUUAUUCUUCAUAGCGUCAGUGCUCGCUUUUUUUGGCAUCCAGCUCUACUUCACCGAAGUGAGUAUGCUUAUCUUCUGGAACAUUCCAUGGAUGCUGGCCUCCCUCAACAUAGUCGCAUUCCUGCUCUGCUUCUUCUUGUUCGUGCAGGGAAUCCUGCGGCCGGACAACAGGAACGACAUCAAGGACCUGCCCUACCUGUUCCUAUUCUACAGGGGGGUCAACCUGCACGCCAACAUAUGCGGAGUCGACAUAAAACAGCUGACUGUUAGCAGGAUUGGGUUGAUUGGUUGGCAGCUGUUAAUACAGGCCUUCUUUGUGGCCUCAAUUCAUAACUACGGAUUCAACCAUGGGGUGGCCGUUUGCUUCCUGCUUCAGGUGAUCUACAUAGCGAAAUUCUACUGGUGGGAAUCGGGCUACUUCUGGACAUUAGACAUCGCGUUCGAUCACCCUGGCUACUACCUGUGUUGGGGCGGACUAGUGUUCGUGCCCGCGCUCUACACCUACCCCACCUACUACCUCGUGUUGCAUCAGCCUACUAUCGACAUCCUCAUGUCGAUAAUGUUGUUAACUAUCGGUUUCCUCGCGGUCGCCAUGAAUUUCCGGGUCGACUACGAGAAGCAAGCGUUCCAGAAGAACCGCCACAACGACAACUUCAAACUGUGGGGCCGUCGCGUCCAGUUCAUCCCCGCCACCUACACCGAUUCGCUGGGCGUCCAGCACCAAUCCAAACUACUAGUUUCGGGCUGCUGGGGAGUGGCGCGACAUUUGAACUACACCUUUGAACUUUUGCUGGCGCUCACCUGGUCACUGCCUGGAUAUCAGUUCGGAGUACACACGUUUCUCUACGUCAUCUUUCUCCUUGUUCUACUCGUGCAACGGUGUUUUCGCGAUGAGAAAAAGUGCUUAGAGAAGUACGGAAGUGCAUACAAAGAGUACUGCGAUAAAGUGCCUUUCAGAUUGAUACCGUAUGUGUUUUGAAAAUAGAUAGCAUAAGUCUAAGAUAAAAUCUGCUUCAAAUUUGGAACAUAAACUACCUAUACCAUGGGAUAUCUUUACCUGCUAUCUUUUCUCGAUGAAUGUAGCCUACUUGAUAGAAAGAUUAGAAUUUCUUAUGACUGUCUUGAUAGAAAGGUUAGAAUUUCUCUAAGGUACAGUCAUAGGCGGGGUGCACACCGGAGAAACGCGUUUUUUUAAACAUCUUUAUUGCCCAUAAAAACAAAAUACAAAAUAAAAAAACUUACAAAAGAAAUAUUCUAGAUUAUAAUAUUAUGCUAUUUUACAAAUAAAUUAAAAUUACAUGGCACCACCCAGCAAGGGCAAAACCCUGACCGCUGAGUGAGAGUAUCAGCUGUUUAGACAAUAUAAAAAUUUAUUUACUAAUAAUAAAAGCUACAAAAAAUAGAAGUUAACAAUAAAUUACUAGUAAUUAUAAUAUUUGACUGAUGUCGAAGAAAAAUUUUUGUAUCACCCACUUAUUUAUCUGUUCCAUCCUCUGUCUACCCCUAUUAGAAAGAUAUUCUGACAAUGCAUUUGGCAUGAUAUUUAUUAUUUUUGAGCUAAGAUAUCCCAAUUGUCUUCGCACUAUUGUCAAAUCUGAAUAGUUAAUAUUAUAAAUGUUAUGAGAUCGUGAAGCCCCUUUCAGAAACUUGUUUCAUGCAAUCCGUUUCACUCGCGCAUGUAUACAAAAGAAACGGUUUUCCCCGUCAGUUUCAUGAUGGAUUCCGAUGACGAUAUGGUCGAUUUGUCGUGGUGGCUAAGGAAUAAAAAGAAAAGACGAAAAUACAGGGUACAUCCACUGAUCAGGGAUCGAGACCAUAGUUCCCUCGUUGUUGCGAACUUGCUCAUAAGCGAUCCUAUCAAAUUUAAGGAUUUUUUCCGAACGUCUUAACACUAUUUUAGUUUGUUUGAUGGCAUUGGUUUUUCUACAACUUCGGCCAACUUCACUAAGAAUGAAAUUCCUGCCAUAAUUUUCUAUAAAUCACACAAUUUCUCAACGCGAAACUACAGCUAGAGGAAACUGAUUAUUCGAGUUUCACGCAAUCAAAGAAACUGGAGUUUCAUGAGACUCAGUGUGCACAACCCUGCUUAAUCUUAUUAUUCGUUUGCGAGCAACUUUCGUUUCACCUGAAACUUGUUUCACGAGACGCGUUUCUCCGGUGUGCCAUAGAGAAAAGAUAGCAUUAGGCUCGCAAUAAACGGUAGAACAUGCAUGCUAUCUUUUCUUUAUGGUAAUAUGUUGAUAUUAUUCGAAAAGUUAGAUUAUUUAUUUUAUGUUAGAAACCCCUUGCUGAUAAUCAACAUGUGCAUGAGUAUGAUAAACAUCCACAAUGUGUAUGAUAACAGCCUAAUGCUUUAUAUUUUCUCUAAGACUGUACCAGAGAGAAAUUCUAUCCUUUGUAUGACUGUACCUUAGAUAAAAGAUAGCAUUAGGCUGGUCAUAAUAAACGGUAGAAUAUGCAUGAUAAACAUCAUUGCAUGCAUGUUUAUCAUACACAUAAACGACAUGUUCAUCAUCAGGGAGAGGCUUCUAACAUAGAAUAAGCAACGUAACCUUUUGAAUAAUAUCAACAUAUUCCCAUUAAGGGCCGAAUUCACCAAAACGAAAACUUGGGGGCCCAGUUGAUUCAUCUAAUAAACAAAAAACUGACUUGGAACCAACUGCCGCUCAGCCUAGUUUUCGUUUUUGCUGAAUUUGGGCCUUGAAAGCAGAAACCUAACCUCCUAAGCUUUCCUUUUACCUUGUCUGAAAAAAUUACAUUGAAUAAUAUAAACAAAU